UUAAUAAAGCAUUCACACUCGCUCAUGAAGUGUUUGUCUAUGUGUGUGUAGCAUCAGUGAGAAACAGUCAUGAAGAUCUGUUUAUAUCUUCUCUUUAUGCUUCACUUCACUGCAGGUUGUAUUGAUCGAGGUACAGAAGAGCUCACAGGAUACACUGGUGGUUCACUGCUGCUGCCCUGUACCUGCACAGACACACAGUCUACAGUUAAGAAAUUGACAUGGCUUUAUCUGCAAGAACAGACGUGGAGCGAUGUAUUUCAAAAUGAAAACUACAAAGGCAGACUGAAGCUGUUAAAUGAAAGUUCAUCUACAAAUCUCUCUCUUCUCAUUUCUGACCUGAGAAAGCAGGAUGAAGGCGUCUAUAGGUGUGAGAUUUAUAGUCAAAACAGAGCCAACCCUGAAUACAGAGACAUUAAGAUAACAAUAAAAGGUUGUGAACUGGUUAAUAAUAGACGGACAGUUGAAGUGAUUGGACGUUCAGGAGAGUCUGUAGUUCUGCCCUGCUACUGUAAAGAGCUAAAGGCUAAACCUCAACAACUUACAUGGACUUAUAGUUCAUUAACACAAUCCAAUACAACACCUGAAGAAAUUUACCCAAGUGAGCAGAGUCAUACACUGUAA
Messenger RNA from Misgurnus anguillicaudatus (oriental weatherfish), 621 nucleotides. The record is from RefSeq and is a predicted model, not a curated record. Lineage: Eukaryota; Metazoa; Chordata; Actinopteri; Cypriniformes; Cobitidae.